UGCAUAGUACAUAAUAAGAAACUUGACUUGAACAUUGAAUAGUCAGAUCCCAAAACCGACUUCAAAUAACACACAACACAAACAAUGUUAACAAGAACCAAAUCCUAAAACCAAAACAAAACAAAAGAAAAAUGAAAACUUUCAAACUCCACCACCACCACCACCACCACCACCACCAAUUCUCCACCCUCUUCUUCUUCCUCCUCCUCCCUUUCCUUAACUCCCAAACUCCAACACAAGUAAACAACACAGGCUACACCUGCAACAACAACAACAACAACAAAAACCAAACAAACAACUAUCCAUGUCAAUCCUACGCAUUCUACAGAGCAACCUCACCAAACUACCUCGACCUAGCCACAAUCUCCGACCUCUUCUCACUCCCUCGCUUAACCAUCGCAAAACUGUCCAACAUCUCUUCACCUUCCACUCCUCUAAUCCCCAACCAACCCCUCCUCAUUCCCAUAGCCUGUUCCUGCAACUUCAUCAACACCACUUUCGGUUCCAUCUCUUACUCCAACAUCACCUACACCAUCAAACCGAAAGACACUUUUUUCCUUGUUUCAACUAUAAACUUCCAGAAUCUCACUACUUACCCUUCCGUUGAAGUCGUUAACCCCAAUCUCGUUGCUACUAAUCUCUCUAUUGGUGAUAAUGCUGUUUUCCCUAUCUUUUGUAAGUGUCCGGAUAAAACCAGAAACAGUUCCAGUUUCAUGAUUUCUUAUGUUGUUCAGCCUUUUGAUAAUGUUUCAUCUAUUGCUUUGAUGUUUGGAGCUAGUGAAAAGUCUAUAGUUGAUGUUAAUGGUCAGAAAUUACAUGAUUAUGAUACUAUUUUUGUUCCUGUUACUAAAUUACCCGUUUUGAAACAACCUAGUACUGUUGAUGUUCCUUCUCCGGCACCGAGUGGGAAUUCUAAUGAUGGUGGUGAUGAUAAGAGUGGAAUUGUUAGAGGGUUGGGUAUUGGAUUGGGGAUUUUAGGGUUUUUGUUGAUUUUGAUUUUGGGGAUUUGGUUGUACAGAGAGAUUCUGUUUAAGAAGGAAGAGAAAGGGAAAGAUUUGUAUUUUGGGGAGAAAGGGAAAAAAGGGGAUGAUCAUAAGAAGAAGGGGAUGGAUGUGAAUUUUAUGGCUAAUGUUUCUGAUUGUUUGGAUAAGUAUAGAGUUUUUGGACAUGAUGAAUUGGUUGAAGCUACGGAUGGGUUUGAUGAAAGUUUUUUGAUUCAAGGGUGUGUUUAUAGAGGUGAAAUUGAUGGACAAGUUUAUGCUAUUAAGAAGAUGAAGUGGAAUGCUUAUGAAGAGCUCAAAAUUUUGCAGAAGGUAAACCAUGGGAAUUUGGUGAAGUUGGAAGGGUUUUGCAUAGAACCAGAAGAAUCAAAUUGCUAUUUAGUCUAUGAAUAUGUUGAAAAUGGAUCUCUAUACUCAUGGUUACAUGAAGACAAAAAUGAAAAGUUGAAUUGGGUAAGAAGACUAAGAAUAGCCAUUGACAUAGCCAAUGGUUUAUUAUACAUUCAUGAACACACAAGACCUAAAGUUGUACACAAAGACAUUAAAAGUAGCAACAUUCUCUUGGACUCAAACAUGAGAGCUAAAAUUGCGAAUUUCGGUCUUGCGAAGAGCGGAAUAAAUGCAAUUACAAUGCACAUUGUAGGAACACAAGGCUACAUUUCACCCGAAUACCUAACCGACGGUGUCGUGUCGACAAAGAUGGAUGUGUUUUCCUUUGGUGUUGUGUUGUUGGAGUUGAUUUCGGGGAAGGAAGUGAUUGAUGAGGAGGGAAAUGUUUUGUGGGCUAGUGCUAUAAAAACAUUUGAAGUGAAAAAUGAACAAGAAAAAGCUAGGAGACUUAAGGAAUGGUUGGAUAAAGCCAUUUUAAAGGAGACAUGUUCAAUGGAAAGUUUGAUGGGUGUACUUAAUGUUGCUAUUGCUUGUUUGCAUAGAGAUCCAACAAAGAGACCUAGUAUUAUAGAUAUUGUUUAUUCACUUACUAAAUGUGAAGAGAAUGGAUUUGAGCUAUCUGAUGAUGGGUUUGGUUCACAAAGUUUAGUGGCUAGGUGAACUAGGUUAUUGUGUUAGACUAUUUGGUUUUAAGAAUUAGUUUAAGUGUGUGAUCAUUGAAAUAAGUUAAUUUUAAGGUGAUUAUUAUGGAUGUAUGUGAUGUGAUUGCUAUUGUUCAUUGUUAAUUAUACUAUGAGAUGCAUGAAUUUUGUACCUA
Messenger RNA from Lathyrus oleraceus (garden pea), 2208 nucleotides. Its product is annotated as serine/threonine receptor-like kinase NFP. Gene Ontology annotation, biological process: protein phosphorylation. Lineage: Eukaryota; Viridiplantae; Streptophyta; Magnoliopsida; Fabales; Fabaceae. The record is from RefSeq and is a predicted model, not a curated record. The transcript has 2 exons. Gene Ontology annotation, molecular function: ATP binding; protein kinase activity. The coding region runs from base 132 to 2051 and encodes 639 amino acids.